AUGUCUCAAUACAGUUCUACUGAGACUCUCAAGGAGCCCAGAGUCACAGAGCAUUCUGUCAACUCAAGCCCCAGUCUUUCGCCUCAGGAUGAGAAGGACAUUUCUACACCAUCAACGCCGGCAGAGUCAAUCAAUCUCGAAGCCCAAGCGGCUACACCACCACCAUACCAUGUCUUCACUCGAUCUCGCAAGUUGCAGAUGGUCAUCAUUGUCUCCUUCGCCGCCAUCUUCUCCCCACUCUCUUCAAAUAUCUAUUUCCCUGCGCUAUCAGAGAUUUCCAAGGAGCUUGAUGUCUCCAUGUCAUUAGCUACCUUGACGGUUACUGUAUACAUGAUUGUUCAAGGUCUUGCUCCAAGUUUCUGGGGUUCCUUCUCCGAUGUUCUUGGCCGCCGUGUAAUCUUUAUUGGAACAUUCCUUGUCUACAUGAUUGCCAAUAUUGCAUUGGGUGUCUCCACAAAUUAUGCCCAGCUCAUGGUCUUCCGAGCCCUACAGGCUGCUGGAAGUGCAGCCACCAUCUCAAUUGGUGCCGGUGUCAUUGGCGAUAUCACUACCUCAGCAGAGCGAGGUAGCUUGAUUGGCAUCUUUGGUGGAGUUCGCAUGUUGGGACAAGGAAUCGGACCAGUAUUUGGUGGUAUCUUAUCUGAAUACCUCGGAUUCCGGUCCAUCUUCUGGUUCUUGAUCAUCGUAUCCGGAAUCAGCCUCCUUUCCAUUCUGUUUUUCCUCCCUGAAACCCUCCGUACAAUCGCCGGUAAUGGCACUGUUCCUCUCAAGGGCAUGUACCGGCCUUUGAUCUACUCCAUCACCGGACAAAAGGAUGCCCAGGAAGGCUCAACCCCUUCUGCAAAGAAGUCCAACGUCACCUGGAGGACCGUUGUUGCACCUCUCACUUUUUUGGGUGAGAAGGACGUCUUCAUCACAUUGUUCUUUGGUAGCAUUGUGUACACUGUCUGGUCCAUGGUCACAUCUUCUACAUCCGACUUGUUCGAACAGAAGUAUGGUCUCAACUCAAUGGAGGUCGGCCUGACCUUCCUCGGCAAUGGCUUCGGAUGCAUGACUGGCUCUUACACAAUUGGAUAUCUGAUGGAUUACAACCACAAGAGGACCGAGCGCGAGUAUUGCCUGCAGCACAACCUUCCCAUCGACACCCGCAUUAACUCCAAGACACACCCGGACUUCCCCAUCGAAUACGCCCGUAUGCGCAACACCUGGUGGAUCAGUGCAAUUUUCAUUGUCUCUGUUGCUGUCUAUGGUGUGUCCCUCCGCACACACCUUGCACUUCCCAUCAUUCUACAAUUCGUUAUUGCGUAUGGUUCUACUGCCAUCUUCACCAUCAACAGCGCCCUCGUCAUCGAUCUUUACCCCGGUGCCAGCGCCAGCGCAACAGCCGUCAACAACCUGAUGAGAUGUCUGGUUGGCGCUGCAGGUGUCGCCGCCGUGCAGCCUAUCAUCGAUGCCAUCACUGCUCAGUGGACAUUCGUUCUGCUUGCGGGUAUUACCAUCGCCAUGCUCCCACUCCUGAUGGUCGAGAUGCGAUGGGGAUACCAAUGGCGACUUGAACGUCACGAGCGCUACCAAAAGAAAGAAAACAAUGCCUAA
Molecule: messenger RNA, 1596 nt
Organism: Penicillium arizonense
Lineage: Eukaryota; Fungi; Ascomycota; Eurotiomycetes; Eurotiales; Aspergillaceae
Product: MFS transporter
Exons: 4
Coding region: 1-1596 (531 amino acids)
Biological process (GO): transmembrane transport
Molecular function (GO): transmembrane transporter activity
Source: RefSeq, a predicted model, not a curated record